AUAGAUUGAUCGAAAAGCAAGCAGCAAAAAGACAAAAAAGAAAGCUCACAAAGCAAAUGUUUAUAGUUCUUAAUGGUAAGUUCUCAUCAUAUUCAUAUCCAUAGCAUCACAAUAUGGCAACUCAUUUGAAAUACAAUCUAUUCAACACUUCAACACUUCAAAAACACAAAACACAAAAACAAAACAACUCUUUCACUACAAUCACACAAAAAACAUCAAGAUUUCAUGUUAUCAAUGCAACAUCCAAUAAUAUGAGUGCUAGACAACUCAUAGAAUCUGGUACAAUAAGAACAAUUUUGCCAAAAGAUGCUUCAACAGUUAUGAACUCAGAAGGUUUCGUUCUUCUUGAUGUUAGACCCAAUUGGGAAAGAGAGAAGGCACAUGUGAAAGGUUCUUUGCAUGUGCCAAUGUUUGUGGAAGAUAAGGAUAAUGGUCCUUUAACUUUGCUUAAGAAAUGGGUUCAUUUUGGUUAUAUUGGUGCUUGGACUGGUCAAUAUCUUACUACUUUUAACUCUGAGUUUCUUAGUCAAGUGGAAAAUGUUGUUCCUGGUAAAGGUACCAAGGUUCUUGUGGCAUGUGGAGAAGGAUUAAGGUCAAUGACAGCAACUUCAAAGCUGUAUAAUGGAGGUUACAGAAAUCUUGGAUGGUUAGUUGGAGGCUUUAGUCGUUCAAAAGACGAUGAUUUCUCAGACGUUGAAGGAAAAGAGAAGUUGAAGUAUGCUACAAUUGGAGGAGCCUCUUACUACUUCCUUCAGUUGCUCAUACUACUCCAAACUGUGAGUAAAUAGUCAUCUGGUCCUUAAAUAUGUGAGAUAGCGUCAUUAUAGUCUUUGAAUGAAUCGAAACUUAAACAUUCCUAAGUGUGUUUUCUGGACCGAUAAAUGGAGACACAUUCAAGAACCUCCACAAACUAAUCGAUGACAUGUUUGAUUUGGAAAAGACACAUUCAAAGAUAUUUUUGUAAUUUUGAUUUAUUUAGAGACUAUAAGGACACUCUAACAUAUUCAAGGAUCCAAACGACCAUUUACUCGAAUAUAUUCGUAUAUAUUUUGACAAUUUUCAUGA
Messenger RNA from Medicago truncatula (barrel medic), 1065 nucleotides. Its product is annotated as rhodanese-like domain-containing protein 10. The transcript is spliced from 2 exons. Bases 114 to 788 code for a protein of 224 amino acids. Lineage: Eukaryota; Viridiplantae; Streptophyta; Magnoliopsida; Fabales; Fabaceae. The record is from RefSeq and is a predicted model, not a curated record. Gene Ontology annotation, cellular component: chloroplast.